Messenger RNA from Anguilla anguilla (European eel), 2060 nucleotides. RefSeq names its product prohibitin. The transcript is spliced from 7 exons. Gene Ontology annotation, biological process: mitochondrion organization. Gene Ontology annotation, cellular component: membrane; mitochondrion. The record is from RefSeq and is a predicted model, not a curated record. Bases 166 to 981 code for a protein of 271 amino acids. NCBI's taxonomy places the organism in Eukaryota, Metazoa, Chordata, Actinopteri, Anguilliformes, Anguillidae.
CACCCUCGUCGUUAUUAAACCACCAAUCACACAAGCGAAUACUGAACGUGUCGAGCAUGCGCACUAGUCUAUUAAAUUCAUGCGCUGUCUAGCCGACAGCCACGAUACUGGGUGGUCGAGGUCAUAUUGAUCGAGGUGCACGAAAAGGGCUGCUGAUCUACAGCUAUGGCAAAGCUGUUUGAGUCCAUUGGAAAGUUGGGUCUGGCCCUGGCCAUAGGUGGAGGUGUGGUGAACUCUGCACUCUAUAACGUGGAUGCUGGACACCGUGCUGUAAUCUUUGACAGAUUCCGGGGGGUGCAGGAUGCAGUGGUGGGUGAGGGCACCCACUUUGUCAUCCCCUGGGUACAGAAGCCCAUCAUUUUUGACUGCCGGUCCCGCCCUCGCAACGUGCCAGUCAUCACUGGAAGCAAAGACCUGCAGAACGUGAACAUCACGCUGCGUAUCCUUUUCCGGCCCGUAGCGGGCCAGCUGCCACGCAUCUUCACCAGCAUCGGGGAGGACUACGACGAGAGGGUGCUGCCUUCCAUCACCACCGAGGUGCUCAAGUCCGUGGUGGCGCGGUUCGAUGCCGGGGAGCUGAUCACACAGAGAGAGCUGGUGUCGCGACAGGUCAGCGAGGACCUGACGGAGAGAGCCUCCACCUUCGGCCUGAUCCUGGACGACGUCUCACUGACUCACCUGACGUUUGGGAAAGAGUUCACAGAGGCUGUGGAGAUGAAGCAGGUGGCACAGCAGGAGGCAGAGAGGGCGCGGUUUGUCGUGGAGAAGGCGGAGCAGCAGAAGCAAGCCGCCAUCAUCUCGGCACAGGGCGACUCCGAGGCCGCCCUGCUCAUCGCCAACUCCCUGGCCACGGCCGGCGACGGCCUGGUGGAGCUGCGCAAGCUGGAGGCGGCCGAGGACAUCGCCUUCCAGCUCUCCCGGUCCCGCAACAUCACCUACCUGCCGUCCGGCCAGGGGACGCUGCUGCAGCUGCCCCAGUGAGCCUCCCGCUGCCCCACCUCGCCAGCUGCCCAGCGCCCCUCCAACACACGUUCUCCCCCUACAGCACACUUUCUGUCCUGUCACACCGUAGACCCUUCACAGCAAGACGAGGUACCCCUUGCGUGGGAGAAGCAUGAUUUUGUGUUGGGAAGUCUGUGUGUGAGGACAUACCAUAGAGGACUUGCAGCGGGCAUAAGAAGAGUUUGCUGACCUUUUAUAAUUCAGAAUAAUGUAAUGGCAUUAUGUUACUUCUGACUUUAUCUACUCCGUAAUGUGUAUUCAUAUUUGGGGGCAGCCGAGUGUGGAAUUGCCUUGAUCAGUGGGAAUGGUGGUGGUCGGGGUUAAUCAGUUUCAUAGAGCUGGUUGCAGUCAGAGUUCAGUGAUUUUUCAGUUUUUUUUUUUUCCAUCAAAAUUUCACUUCUACAAGAAUCAAGGCACCUGCACAGAGAGCGAGUCUUGUGAAGCUUUCUCCAGCAUUGUGUCAUGUUUAGUUCAUGAAAUUUAAAGCUCCCGAGCAAGAGCUCCAUAGACUGAUAAAGAAUAAUGCAGUAAAUGUUGCCCGUUUCCCCGUCUUGAUCAUUGUGGUUUUCAUUCACUUCAGACUGGUAAUUUGUAUUAGGGCAUUGCAAGCGAACCUGGGAAUCAUUUUGUCGCGUCUGCCUUACAGUCUGUUAUAAAAUUACUCGACCAUUUGGACGUGGGGGUAAUCUCACCAACCGAUCACUCUGCAGUUAUCAACCCCUGGUAAUGAAGGUAUUUGAGUUUCUUCUCCCUGGGCAUGCGCCCUCCAGUAAGACUGGGUGGGGAGGUACAUGGGGUCACCUACAACAGUCAUAGGCUUGGAAGCUCUGUCUGGCUUGAAGAGAGAUUAAGAUGGCUGCUUGAUUUGAAGGAUCAUAUCAUCUGUUUUACCUCUGACAUUUCUGACAGGAUAUGGUAUGGAAUACAUUUGGCUGAGCAGAGAAGGAUGCGAAGUUUCAUGGCAAACAUUGAUUUCUUUGGUCAUUCUUGUUUAAAAGUAUGUGAAACUCUCAUUCCACCCAGCUCUUAUUGCUGAACAAUAAAACAUCUUAUUUCUA